Penicillium taxi is the source of this 843-nucleotide messenger RNA. RefSeq names its product oxidase ustYa family protein. Gene Ontology annotation, biological process: mycotoxin biosynthetic process. The transcript has 5 exons. The record is from RefSeq and is a predicted model, not a curated record. Lineage: Eukaryota; Fungi; Ascomycota; Eurotiomycetes; Eurotiales; Aspergillaceae. Bases 1 to 843 code for a protein of 280 amino acids.
AUGAAAGAACCCUACAGUCUCCUGCAGACCGAAUCUGAUGAGUAUGAAGAUACACUAGACAGCCUGGCCCUUCUCCCGGAAUCACGAUUUUCGUUGAAGCCAGUCUGGAAGAGAUCAGGAAUUAUUAUCGUUAUUGCUGCCAAUUUCACUCUCUUCCUGGUCUCUCUUGGGGUUAUGACAUUCUCCCUGUUUAAAGGUUGCUCUGAAAAAUAUUGUGCAGCUCUUACCUCGAACUAUUCACCCCUUCUUGAAUCCACGGCAGGAGUCAUUGAAUAUGAAACUGUGAUUUUUCAAGGAGCGUUAGAAUAUGAGAGUGUAUAUAAAGGCACUCCAAAUAAGGCCCUGGACGAAGCAUGGUUAUAUAUCAAGCACAUGGGUUCAACUCAGAUUGAUGCUGAAAUCCUUCCACGAAUCAACAAGUCUGAUAUCUCCGUCAAGUUUCCAGCUGAAUAUGGAGGAAAAUACAUGAGUGGGAUUGAAGUAUUCCAUCAGCUACAUUGUCUGGACCUUAUCAGGAAAUAUACCUACAGAGACUAUUAUGAUCUGCCUGAAAAUAGACCAGAGGAAUUUACUGAUUCAGAAUCAACACUCAGGAAGCAUGUUGAUCACUGUAUUGACAUUCUCCGUCAAAAUCUCAUGUGCACUGGUGACGUGGGAAUCGUUACUCACAACUGGGUAGAGGAGUAUGGUAUCUACCCUGAUUUUAGUACCCAACACAAAUGUCGCAAAUUUGAAAAAAUAGUCAGCUGGGCAGAAGAACACGCUGCACCAUCUUUGCCAUAUAAUGGGGGAGAUCCGACCCCAAGUGCUGAGUCGGUGUUUUUGCCAACACCGCCUCCUUGA